GGCUCAUAACCAAGUCUUUGUCAUACAUAUAUGUUCUUUGGUUUUUAAAAUGAAAGAGCUAAUACGUGAAACUGCAUACAACGUGUCAUAGUGCCUACUCGAAAUAUUUCCAGUUGUGUGUACUUCAUUUAAAGUGUUUUCAAUACGAUCAUUGAGUUGACCGACAAGAAUAUUACCCAACUACGGUACAGUAAAUACACAGGGGCAUCAAACAUGCCAGGACAAGUAAAAAUUCAAACUGGGAUCAGCCUCUGGAAGCACAAUAUAUCAGAGUUAAUCCUUGAACUUGUUGCAACAUGUGGCAAUGAAGACGAGGUGGAGAAAGUCAGAAACUGGUUAGAGAAUCCUGAUACGAUUCCUACAAAAGCCUAUACAAUUGCAAUGACCACGGUAACCUUGGUUGACUUUGUAAUUAGUGACGACGACCAAUCAACUUGCAAGAUGUGUUUUGGUAAAUUUAAAAAGUGCAUUCCGUUUCUGCCCAUUAUUAAAAUGUUAAUCAUCCGAGAAAUGGACGAGUCUGAGAAAGAGAGGAUUGCAGGACGUUACAUAAGAGAGCUUUUGAAGGAUGCAACAUAUAAGGAUGAUCUGGAAGAAGUUUACAACAAGUGGGAAAAAGCAAGGAUAGAUACAAUACAGAGAUUGAGAGAUAUUGCAGAUGAGAUGGCCAAUGACAGAAGAAAUACUAACAUUGCCAAAGUAGUCGGUUCUUCAGUGUCCAUCGCAGGAGCUGCAGUGGCUGUAGGAGUAACGGUGGUAGCAGCAUUAAUCCCUGGUGGCCUUUUUUUUGAAGGAGCUAUUGCAUUAGCUGGAUCUGCUUUCGGUUUAGUAGGAGGAGCAACAAAUAUUGGGGCAUCAGUUGUUGUAGAUGAAUUGAUGAAAAGAGCCGAAGCAAAAUCUGAAGAAUCUUUAAAAAAUCAAGCGAGGACCACUGACGAUUUAAUAAAUCUGCUGGAUGAAUACAAGGAAAAAACAAAGAUCCAUUUGGAGACAGCUAAAAUGUUCGGCGACGUCUUAAUGCGUUUUAAACAGCUACACAAGGACAGAGUGGAAUUAACUAUUGUAAUAGGAGAUUCUGUCGAAGAAGUGCUCGGGUACGCCAAGUCAUUUGUAAAAGUAACAAAGUUGAUUAAGGAAGAGAAAAAAAACGUCGAAAAAUAUGCGUCUAGAGGAAAGGAAUUAAUCAGAAUUGGUGCCACAAUGGGAACAAAAACAGGCAGUGACUACAAAUCAACUAAGGAGACUUUGCACAGAGUAGUUACGACGGAUCCUCCGUAUAAGCCACACAUUAAGGGACUUAACAGAGAUCUUGGCUUUGCUAGUGGCUACACUUUCACGAACAACUAA
Molecule: messenger RNA, 1347 nt
Organism: Anneissia japonica
Lineage: Eukaryota; Metazoa; Echinodermata; Crinoidea; Comatulida; Comatulidae
Exons: 6
Coding region: 214-1347 (377 amino acids)
Biological process (GO): lipid transport; lipoprotein metabolic process
Cellular component (GO): extracellular region; membrane
Molecular function (GO): lipid binding
Source: RefSeq, a predicted model, not a curated record